AUGAUGUCCGAGGAAAGAGACAUUCGUAAGUUUGUUGUGAGGCAACUACGUCAGUGUCCCGACCUCAGUAAUUUAACAGUCGGAAUACUGCGGCGGAGGUAUUUAGAGCACAUUGGCUGUGAAUCCCUCGCACCUGAUGGCAAACAGUUACUGAAACGAAUUGUUGAAGAGGAGCUUUUGAAGAUGCAGGAAAGCAGUGAUGAUGAACCUCUUGUGAAGUACACAGCCUCUAAAAAGAAACGAAAGAGGGAGGAAGAAGAAGAAGAGGAAGAAAAUGAGAAUGAAAGUUUGGAAGAAAUGAAUACUGAAGAUGUGGCAAAGAGGAAGAAAUCUAGGCUUGAAAUAUCUCCACCAGACUCCCCCGACUCCGGAAUAGAGAGAGCAGCAAACGAAGGAGGACAGAAAGACGAGGGCGCGGAGGAGACGAGCGAGGAGGAGGCGGAGGAGGGGAACAACGAGGAAAACGAAGGGACGAAAAAGAAAAGCGCAAAGAAAGGGGACGGAAGAGUGAAACAGAAGGCGAAAGCGGUUAGGCCGGGAAAGGGGGGAGAGGAAAGAAAGAAACAGAAGAAAAGAGGGAAUUAUCCAGACAGCGAGGAGGAGGAGGAGGAGGAGCCUGAGGGCUCUGGAGAAGAGGAGGGAGACGUGAGAAAAGGGAGGAGCGAGAGUAAAAGGAAAGAUGGAUCGCGUUCAGACAGCGAGCGAGAGGAAAAGAAGGAGAUAAAAGAGAAAGCACGAAGGACUGAGUCCGGCGAUUCCGAGGAUGACUCUGAGAACGAGACAAAAGAGAAAACCGCAAGGGCGAAACAAAGGAGGCCACAAAAAGAAGCAGACAAGUCAAGGCGGAGCGUCGCUGAGCGCAAAAAGCAAAAACAGGUCGCCGAAAGUGACUCUGAGAGUCACGGAGAGGAUGAGGAAGAGGAAGAGGAGAAACAGAGAUCCCCCGAGAAGAAAGGAAAGAAGCAAGCCUUAAAGCAGGAGGAGAGCGACUCCUGUAGCGAGAGCGACGGAGAGGAGAACAAAAAGAAAGAUGCCGCAAACAUCUCCUCCAGCGACGAAGAGAAAGACGAGAAAGACAACAACGAAAAGAAAGAAAUGGCUGAGGACUCUGACUCCUCUUCCCUUCCGUCUCUGGAGGACGAGGAGGAGGAGGAGGAGGAGAAGAAGGAGAAAACGAAGCAGGGGGGUACGAAAGACAGGAAAAAGAACGUCGCGAAGAACCAAAAAAAGGAGGAGGAGAGGGAGAAAACAGCCAGAGGAGGAAAGGAUGAGGAACAUAAAGCGAUCACAAGGCUAAAGCGAUACAUUAGUCUUUGCGGCGUCCGGCGGAACUACAAGAAACUCUUCGAGGGGUGUCGCUCUGUCAAGUCAAAGGUCGCCGUGUUAAAGACAGAGCUGGAAGAACUGGGUGUGAAAGGCCAACCAUCCAUAGAGAAGUGUAAGAAGGCACGGCUGAAGAGAGAGGAAGCCCAGGAACUGGCAGAACUGGAUAUAAGUAAUAUUAUAACAACCAAAGGACGUCCUAAGCGUAGAACCGCGUCCGUUUGGCCUCCGUCUCAGGAUUCACUCCCUCCAUCCUCGUCCUCGUACAAGCGCACGGUGGACUCGGACUCGGACUCGGGCAGCGAAGACAGCCACAAAGACGCGGGCCGCAAGAAGGCCGUCGCCUGGAGCAACUUACGAGGAAUCAUUAGCGACGACGCCGACAGCGAUUAG
Chanos chanos (milkfish) is the source of this 1716-nucleotide messenger RNA. RefSeq names its product HIRA interacting protein 3 (gene hirip3). Gene Ontology annotation, cellular component: nucleus. The transcript is spliced from 8 exons. NCBI's taxonomy places the organism in Eukaryota, Metazoa, Chordata, Actinopteri, Gonorynchiformes, Chanidae. The record is from RefSeq and is a predicted model, not a curated record. Bases 1 to 1716 code for a protein of 571 amino acids.